Molecule: messenger RNA, 1545 nt
Organism: Jatropha curcas
Lineage: Eukaryota; Viridiplantae; Streptophyta; Magnoliopsida; Malpighiales; Euphorbiaceae
Product: S-adenosyl-L-methionine-dependent methyltransferases superfamily protein
Molecular function (GO): methyltransferase activity; RNA binding
Source: RefSeq, a predicted model, not a curated record
UUUAAAAAAAAAAAAGAGAGAGAAAGAAAGAAAGAAAAAGAAAAAAGAAAUAACAAACCAAGCCCAGGGAGCGGCUAUAGCCCAAAAACACCAAGAUGCUUCAGCAGCUGAAGCUUCCGUCCCGCCUCUCAAAGUCUCUGCCUCUUUGUUCAUUGUCAUCUACCCUUGAAGAUAUUGCCUCUUCUCACCCAACUAAAGGCAUUGCAAAGGUUGUACUGAAAAAAGGGAAGACACAACUUUUUAAGGAUGGAAGCCCAAUGGUGUACAGUGGAGCAAUCGAUAGAAUAAUAGGUAGGCCUCCACCUAAGACUGGAGAUGUUGUGCUUGUUGCUGAUGGCACAGAGAAACCUAUUGCUUGGGGCUUGUAUAAUUCUGUCUCCAUGUUCAGUGUUAGGCUUAUGCAAUUAGAAGAGGAAGCGAUGGAAGAUCCUUCUUGCGCAUUGAACAUGGAGAAAUUACUUGAAACAAGAAUUAACGCAGCCAUUCAGUUACGCAGGAGGUUGAGUCUUCCUUCAGCCCAGACAAAUGCAUAUCGCCUUCUCAAUAGUGAAGGAGAUAGACUGUCUGGAUUAAUUGUUGACGUCUUUGGAGAUUUAGCUGUAAUAGCAUCAUCCGCUGCAUGGGUUGAGAAGUAUAAACCAGAAGUAGAGGCUUGCAUUGGUAGAAUUGAUGAAAUUAAUCAUGUAAUCUGGAGACCAUCAGCUGAAAUUUUAAAAGAAGAAGGAAUGGAUGUGUUGGAUCUGAAAGAAAUGCAUUCAUCCAUUUGUCAAGAAAGGACAAAGGUUGUAGAAAAUGGGAUCUAUUAUGCAAUUUCAGUUGCAGGGCAAAAGACUGGAUUUUAUGCUGAUCAACGCGAAAGCCGACAAUUUAUAUCAAACAUUUCAGCUGGUCAGAAAGUUCUUGAUAUUUGUUGCUACAGUGGUGGUUUUGCUCUAAAUGCAAUCCGUGGAGGUGCCUUAGAUGUUAUAGGGAUCGAUACAUCGUUGCCUGCUCUAGAGCUUGCUAGAGAAAAUAUUAUUCUUAACCAUCUGGACCCAAAAAGAAUAUCAUUUUUGAGAGAAGAUGCAACUGAAUUUAUGAAAGGUGCCCUUUCCAGAAAUGAAUCAUGGGAUGUAGUUAUUCUGGAUCCUCCUAAACUGGCACCAAGAAAAAAGGUUCUACAAAGUGCAUUGGGCAUGUACAGAAAUCUUAACUCACUGGCAAUGAGAUUGACGAAGAAAGGUGGUCUUCUCAUGACGUGUUCAUGUUCAGGAGCCAUGACCCAAAGUGGAAUGUUCCUGCGUAUUCUCCAGGGUGCUGCAUCAAUGGCGGGAAGGAAAAUCACAGUCGUACGGCAGGCCGGUGCAGCUUCUGACCAUCCUAUUGACCCAUCCUAUCUAGAAGGUGCAUACCUUACUAAUAUCUUGCUUAGAGUGUUAUAAAUGUGUCAUGUAAAAUGUAUAUUCUCUAACAAGAAACCAAUUUUGUACUAACAUUAGUUGAAUCUCACACAUUGACAUUCUACUAGUGAAAAUUUAUCAAUGUCUUACAUAGGAGUUUGAUAAA